Carica papaya (papaya) is the source of this 618-nucleotide messenger RNA. RefSeq lists its product as uncharacterized. Gene Ontology annotation, molecular function: 3'-5' exonuclease activity; nucleic acid binding. Lineage: Eukaryota; Viridiplantae; Streptophyta; Magnoliopsida; Brassicales; Caricaceae. Gene Ontology annotation, cellular component: cytoplasm; nucleus. The record is from RefSeq and is a predicted model, not a curated record.
AGUCUAAACCUGUCUCGACUCGACACAGCAUAUAAAUCCCCACAAGAUGAAACGAUGGGUAUACCCCGAAACUCCAUCAAACCAAAAAUGGCUACUUAUAAUAUUGUUUCUUGUGGAGUCACCGUGAAAACCACGGUGACAAACAGCGCCACUUUUACCGACGACUACAUUACUGAGCUCGUUCUCUCCUGCAACCAUGUCACGCCAUUGAUCGGCCUGGAUGUGAGGUCUGCUCGUUCUGGUGUCACCGGCGAAAUGAAGGCUGCGACGCUGACGCUAUGUUCAGGGUCUAGGUGCAUCAUAAUUCAACUUACCAACAUGGAUUCAAUUCCUGAUUCCUUGAUUAGUUUUCUUUCUGCUCCACUAUUUCACUUUGUUGGAAUAUGGGAGAGCCUGGCAAUACUUGAAAAGGAUUAUGGGAUUGUUUGUAGGAAUGUGAUUGAGCUUGACCCUUUCUUAUUUUCUUUGGUAGUUGCUCUUGAGAUUAAGGUCGAAUCCAAGCCAUCGAGUGUUAUGAUGGGAAAUUGGGGCGCUGGGAAUUUGAGUAUGGAGCAAAUUCAGGCUGUUACUUUUUUGGCUCACAGCUUUUUCGAGUGUGGAAAAUUUUUCUUUACCUGA